AUGACGGGAAGCAUCAACCUACAGUUGGGGUGGCCAUCGCCGACUCUGUUCCCUUCAGCUCAACUGCUCGAUGGCGCGACCGACGUACUCAAUUCGAAAGCCAAGACUGCAGCUUCACUGAUAUAUGGACCAGACGCUGGCUACGAACCACUUCGACAUAGUAUCGCGAAAUGGCUGACUCCCACGUAUGGACGGGGUUCGGUGAUCUCGUUGGAUCGUAUCUGCGUUACUAAUGGGGCGUCGGGAAACCUGGACAACAUUCUUGCGCGCUUCACCGAGCCCGGAUACACUCAAAACAUAUGGAUGGUCGAGCCGUGCUACUUUCUAGCCUGCCCAAUUUUUAUGGAUAAUGGAUUCCAAGGGAUGAUGAGGGGCGUACCCGAAGACGAUGAAGGGUUAGACCUAGAGUUUCUACGACGAAGUCUUGAAGAAGCAAGUGCAUCGCCAACUUCAAGUUUACCAACACGAAAGACAGGCGACAGAUACAAGAAGCUCUACCGACAUGUCAUCUACUGCGUCCCAACCUUCUCGAACCCGAGCGCGAAAACCAUGUCAUUACGGCGAAGACAGGACCUCAUACGCCUAGCGCGAAAAUACGACGCCCUGGUUGUUACCGACGAUGUGUACGACAUCUUACGCUGGCCAACAGACAAACAAAACAAUCUAGAAGACCUCGGUUACGUACCUCCACGGCUUGUUGAUAUUGAUCGCGUCCUAGAAGGAGGGCCUAAAGACGAGUGGGGGAAUGCUGUGAGCAACGGUUCGUUCUCGAAGAUUAUAGCGCCGGGCGUCAGAGUCGGUUGGGCCGAAGCAACUCCCGCGUUCACAUUGGCACUGUCGCAAGUAGGUGCUACGAGAUCUGGUGGCUGUCCUACACACCUUUCCGCGUCGUUCGUACACGAAAUGUUGGAGUCUGGGCUGUUGCAAAAGCAUCUUGAGACGAAUGUCAUUCCCACUUUUCGAGCUCGCUAUUACGCUAUGCUAGAGGCGAUAGACGCUCAUUUGACCCCACUCGGAAUCACCAUCUCUACUGGAAAACCCUAUACUGAAAUCUUCGGUCAAACGGAUGGCGUCGGAGAUGACCACAAUAAAAAUUCCACUCAGGCUGGUGGAUAUUUCAUUUGGUUGUUGCUGCCGGAAAGCCUCAUUGGCAAGGGUGCAGCUCUGGCUGCCAAAGCUCUGGAGCAGUGGGAUCUGAAAUUUGCAUACGGUGAUAUGAUGCAAGUGCAGGGUGAGCCUGAAUCCGCUGUCCGAGCUGCAAAGGGCUAUGGGAAUGGUAUUCGUCUAUCAUGGGCAUGGCAUACAGAGGCGGAGAUCGUUGAAGGUGUCAGAAGACUAGGUGCGUUGAUUGAGGGAACCGACUAG
Alternaria burnsii is the source of this 1365-nucleotide messenger RNA. RefSeq lists its product as uncharacterized. Lineage: Eukaryota; Fungi; Ascomycota; Dothideomycetes; Pleosporales; Pleosporaceae. The coding region runs from base 1 to 1365 and encodes 454 amino acids. Gene Ontology annotation, biological process: biosynthetic process. Gene Ontology annotation, molecular function: pyridoxal phosphate binding; L-2-aminoadipate:2-oxoglutarate transaminase activity. The transcript has a single exon. The record is from RefSeq and is a predicted model, not a curated record.